AUGUCAGACUAUUUACCUCACGAAAUCAUAAUUGAAAUCCUCACAAAACUACCCGUCAAAUCCAUCCUCCGAUGCAUACUCGUCUGCAAGGCAUGGCACUCUUUGAUCACAAGCCCUAAUUUCAUCGUCACACACCUCAAUCGCACCAUUUUGAACAGCAAAAUCGACCAUCCCACACUUUUUAUCAGACAUUACGACAAGAAUGACCACAACGAGCACUAUACAUUACACCGAGAAGAUGAAACAUUUGGGGUUAGUUUUUCGGAACUGGAAUUUCCAUUUAAGAGUCCAAUUGGGUAUUUUAGAAUAGUUGGUGGUUGCAAUGGGUUGAUAUGCUUGUCUGAUGAUUUAUUUGGUGAUAUGGAAACUAUAAUUCUGUGGAACCCAUCGAUUAGGAAAUCGGUUACUCUGCCAAAACCCAGUAAGCCAAAAUCACCACACAUGUUUGUGCUUGGUUUCGGAGUGGACCCAAUGACUCAAGAUUUCAAAGUGGUGAGAAUUGUAUAUUACAAAGGGUUUUUUAAUGGCUACGAAGCCCCUCCCGAUGUUGAGAUUUACACGCUUAGCACGGGAUCGUGGAGAAGCAUUAAUUCGGCUGCUCCUUCAUAUUGUAUGGUGGAAUUUAUGUGGUCACAGGCUUUGGUAAAUGGGGUUGUGCAUUGGAUUGCAAAUAAUCGGCGUUUCGAGUUCAGGUUCCGUAGUUUGAUAGUGUCAUUUGAUCUGGGUGAAGAGGUAUUUGAUGAGAUUGUGCUUCCUGAUGCUUUGGCUGGUGAGAUUGCGACAAACUUGUCUAUUUCUGUAUUUAGGGAAUCUCUUGCUGUGAUCGAAUACGAUAAAGAAAUAGGAACUAUGUCAUGUUGUGUGUGGGUUAUGAAAGAGUAUGGAGUUGCAGAGUCAUGGACUAGAUUAUUUAAUAUUGAUCUAGAGGGAACAUUGGAGAAAAUAAUAGGAUUUAGGAAGAAUGGUGAAGUUUUGCUGUCACCGAGGAGCUGCAAGCUGGUUGCUUAUGACCCCAAGACGGGACUGAUCAAGGACCUUGAAAUCCUUGGGAACACACGCUCUUUUCAUGUUGAUACAUACAUGGAAACCCUGGUUUUGUUACAAGAGAUAGUUCCUCAGAUGGGUAACUGA
Messenger RNA from Ilex paraguariensis (yerba mate), 1131 nucleotides. The record is from the annotation of a GenBank genome assembly. NCBI's taxonomy places the organism in Eukaryota, Viridiplantae, Streptophyta, Magnoliopsida, Aquifoliales, Aquifoliaceae.